Molecule: messenger RNA, 1966 nt
Organism: Salvia miltiorrhiza (redroot sage)
Lineage: Eukaryota; Viridiplantae; Streptophyta; Magnoliopsida; Lamiales; Lamiaceae
Product: tubulin gamma-1 chain
Exons: 11
Coding region: 176-1666 (496 amino acids)
Biological process (GO): microtubule nucleation; mitotic spindle organization; meiotic spindle organization
Cellular component (GO): cytoplasm; centrosome; nucleus
Molecular function (GO): structural constituent of cytoskeleton; GTP binding
Source: RefSeq, a predicted model, not a curated record
UGAAGCAUAAAUGCCUGUGUUUUAUUCCCCCGCCAUUUCACCAUAAUCCAAUUCCAAAACCAAAACCCCCAAUUUUUCUUUCACCUGUUUCUUCACUUCACUUCACUUCACUCUUGUCAAAAUUCGCUAAAACCCUACUCCGAUUGCAGCUUCAAUUUCUGAGUGAGAAGCAGAAAUGCCUCGCGAAAUAAUCACGCUGCAGGUGGGCCAAUGCGGCAACCAGAUCGGGAUGGAGUUCUGGAAGCAGCUCUGCCUCGAGCACGGCAUCAGCAAAGACGGCAUUCUCGAAGAUUUCGCCACUCAGGGAGGUGAUCGUAAGGAUGUGUUUUUCUAUCAAGCAGAUGACCAGCAUUAUAUACCACGUGCGUUGCUUAUGGAUUUGGAGCCUAGAGUGAUUAAUGGCAUACAAAAUGGUGAAUACAGGAAUCUCUACAAUCAUGAGAAUGUAUUUAUUGCUGAUCAUGGAGGAGGUGCUGGGAAUAACUGGGCAAGUGGAUACCAUCAGGGCAAGCAAUAUGAGGAGGAUUUGAUGGACAUGAUUGAUAGAGAGGCAGAUGGCAGUGACAGUCUUGAAGGUUUUGUGCUAUGCCAUUCAAUUGCUGGUGGAACAGGGUCAGGGAUGGGUUCAUAUCUGUUGGAGACAUUGAAUGACAGAUACAGCAAAAAACUUGUACAAACUUACAGUGUAUUUCCCAACCAAAACGAGACUAGUGAUGUGGUGGUACAGCCAUACAAUUCCCUUUUAACGCUCAAGCGUUUGACCUUGAAUGCUGAUUGUGUGGUUGUUCUUGACAACACUGCACUUAAUAGGAUCGCUGUAGAGCGGCUUCAUAUCACAACUCCCACUUUUGCUCAAACAAAUUCUCUAGUUUCCACCGUCAUGUCGGCAAGCACAACAACAUUACGGUAUCCUGGAUAUAUGAAUAAUGACUUGGUUGGCCUCCUUGCUUCUUUGAUCCCUACACCUCGGUGCCACUUUCUAAUGACAGGAUAUACACCUCUUACUGUGGAGCGCCAGGCUAAUGUAAUUAGGAAAACGACUGUACUUGAUGUGAUGAGAAGACUUCUUCAGGCAAGAGAAAUUUCUUCAUUUUUCUCAUGCACUUUCAAAAAAUUCUCAUGGUAUUCUUGUUUGCAGACAAAAAAUAUCAUGGUUUCAUCUUGUGCCCGAACGAAAGAGGCUAGUCAGGCAAAAUAUAUAUCAAUUUUGAACAUUAUUCAAGGAGAAGUGGAUCCUACUCAGGUUCAUGAUAGUUUACAGAGAAUACGGGAAAGAAAACUUGUUAACUUUAUUGAAUGGGGCCCUGCUAGCAUCCAGGUUGCUCUGUCCAGGAAGUCUCCUUAUGUGCAAACAGCUCACCGUGUGAGUGGACUCAUGUUAGCCAGUCAUACUGGCAUCCGCCACUUAUUCUCCAAGUGCUUGAGCCAAUAUGACAAGCUGAGAAAGAGGCAAGCUUUUCUUGAUAACUACAGGAAUCACCCAAUGUUUGCUGACAACGAUCUUUCAGAAUUUGAUGAAUCCAGAGAUAUGAUUGAGAGUCUUGUCGAUGAGUACAAGGCUUGUGAGUCCCCAGAUUACAUCAAGUGGGGAAUGGAGGAUCCGGACCAUCUAAUGUCAGGAGAAGGAAAUGCUACUGGAACAGUGGAUCCAAAGCUAUCAGUUUGAUUCUCUAACCUUUCUGAUGUGCAACUUAGUCUCUGGAGUUUUGUUUUUGACAGGGAAUUGUGCUCUUGCAGUUAAAGCGGAGUAGGGAAGGUGAAGAUGAAUAUCGAUUCUGCUUGUUGAUCGUGUGUAGUGAAAUAUGAGAUUUUCUUUUUCACUUUUUUUUUGGUGUUUCCUUUUGUACUAACUAACAUGCUUGCCUAUGGAAAUCAAUCAUUUCCUCGUGUGAUAUAUACUCUAUUCAAUCUUUACGUUUAAAACAAGUCGUGAAAUUGGUCUUAUGAAACCAUUGAGUUUUGCUCA